AUGCGCUACGACAUCAUCUUUAGGCGCCCCCUGCGGCUUCCUCCGGCGGUGGAGGGCACGCUGUGGACGGGGUUUUGGUGCUCCGUGCACUCCGAGCAGCUGGACCUAAGGGAGGAGGACUUGCUGCGGGGGGGACGGGCACGGGGCCUGGAGUUCUGGGAGAAUGCCACGACCCGCAGCGCCUACUACCACGACCCUCCCGUGUGGAAGCUGCAGUCGAUCCGGAAGCGCAUGGGCUACCAACACCUGGCCACCACCACCAGGUACGGGGACACCUGCUGCGCCUCCUGCGGCUCCGUGAACACUGCCGAGCUGGUGCAGGGUACGGGGUUCUACGCGGUGGCCUCUGCGGAGUCAAUGCAGGACGGGGGCAUCGGGGACGGGCACUACUGCACCCACGACGCCAAUGGGCACCGGGGUACCACGGGCAUGGGCUGCCUGAGCUGCGCCAAGGGCAAGUUCCUGCCGGCUCACCCCUUCUCCUACCCUCUCUGGGCGCAGCCGCACGAACAUAUCUUCUCUGAGGAGAUCUACGUGGUGGUGGCGGAUACCUGCCCCCACGCGGGCAAUGAGGCCUGGUGCCCGGGCCACGAGGGCCACGCCAACAAGUUCGGGGUGAAGCACCACUUCGACUUCACCGACCCCCCGGCCAAGUAUGACAACUACUACUUCGUUUGGUCCAGGAUCGAUUGCCCUGCGCGAAUCAGGAGCCGCUACCACCGGCUCAGCCGCUGCUAA
Messenger RNA from Effrenium voratum, 738 nucleotides. The record is from the annotation of a GenBank genome assembly. Lineage: Eukaryota; Dinophyceae; Suessiales; Symbiodiniaceae.